This is a messenger RNA of Myxocyprinus asiaticus (Chinese sucker), 5210 nucleotides long. RefSeq names its product G-protein coupled estrogen receptor 1-like. Bases 3343 to 4641 code for a protein of 432 amino acids. Gene Ontology annotation, biological process: cellular response to estradiol stimulus; G protein-coupled receptor signaling pathway. The record is from RefSeq and is a predicted model, not a curated record. The transcript is spliced from 2 exons. NCBI's taxonomy places the organism in Eukaryota, Metazoa, Chordata, Actinopteri, Cypriniformes, Catostomidae. Gene Ontology annotation, molecular function: nuclear estrogen receptor activity; G protein-coupled receptor activity. Gene Ontology annotation, cellular component: membrane.
GAGAGUCUUACAUUUAAUAUUCACAUUGACACAAAUGUCUUGAGUUUAUUUGAUUAUUUUGCACAUAAGCAGAAAGUUGAAGACAUAUGACUGGAGCAUAUUUCAGGUCUCUUAAUAUGUGUUUGUGUGUGUAAUAAUCAAUCUAAUCUGCAGAUGAGAGCAGAAAUAUACAGUGAUGACAAGACAGCAAUGUGCCUCAGGGCACUUUUGCUUACCGUGUACAUGCAAAAGCACUUCUUGGAAAACUAGAAUGUUUAGAUGUUUUAUGCUGCUGGCUGCCGACUCAUCAAACUACAUUGAAAAACUACACAGUUGAUAUCAGAAUGUAUUAACAUUAUACUUUGAUAUACAGUAUAUCUAUUCCAUUCCACUGAUAUGUGGUACAAAGUAAUACAAUAUUUAUAAAUACAUACCACCAUGGUAUUCACAUUGUACACCAAGGUACCUCAAAGAAUACCAUGGUACUUUAUUUUAUGGUAACAUAAAUGGGAAAACAUAAUCAUCACUGGAAUGGAAUUGCAAGAAAUUACUUUUUUCAGAACACUCUCUGCGUCUGCCAUAGGUCAGAAAUGUGAUCCGAAGUCAGAAUUGAUUCAAAUAAGUGCAUUUCUCUGGUUUGAACAAGAAACACUUCAAAGAUCUUUCCAUCCGUCUAUCACACACACACAAACACACAACAGUACACACUUUCUCCUUCACUCUUGUAGUUUUCCAGCCAGUAGGGGAGGUAAUGGAGCAUUUCCCCAUCAUAUUGUUUGGUGUAAACAGAGGCGGCCAUUGUAUGUGUCUAUUUGGCAUAACCUGGUCCUCCUGUAUUUAACUAUUUGUACAUCAGACAUCGUCACUUCAGCAGGAGAAACUUCUCCUUCAGUAUUGCCAAACAGCGGAGAGGAACAAAGAAUGGACUGGGAAAAUAAUAAAACAAACAUCUGCCUUCAUUUAUUUCUCUGUGACCUUAAAGGACAUAUUGUGUGCAUACGAUAUCAAAGCAGGAGAACAAUGGAUAAAAGUGGAUAACUGAAAACAUACGGUAAAUCUGCUUUUUAAAACGUUUAAUUUCAAACACUGGGCUGAGUACUAUUGAAAGUAUACAUUUACUCUGUAUAAUUCCCAAAAAUGACCAAAUAACGUGAUAUUGGAAAAUUUUCUGAAUUUCAUCAUGACAUUUUACUAUAAUGAUCUGCACAUUUUCUUAAGCUGAACAAAACCAGUUUUCAUGUCAAGGUACACAAUAUUGUCAAAAGUUAUAUGAACAUGCAUGUUUAAUUAACAAGUUUUGCCAUUUCAGCUUUACAUGUAUUACUAACAGGUGUAUUCAAGGAAGCAUAGUCAACUGUUCCAAUUCAUCCCAAGGGUGUCCAAUAGGGCUUCGGGUUUUGGCUUUGUGCAGGCUAGUUAGGUUCUUCUACACUCAACUUGGUAAAUAAUUUUUUUAUUAGGCUUCACCUUCUGCUUGAGGUUGACCGAUAGUGGAUUUAGCCACUGAUUUUGAUACCGAUAACUAAGGUGGCGGGAAAGGCCGGUAACUUUUAAUCGGCCGAUAGUUUUUAAAAUCAAAUUUAUAGAAUGUUUAAAAAAAAGAAAAGAAAAAAAAAAGAUAAUUUUUGCCUUACUAUGAUGGGCACAGACAUAGAGGCUACAAUGGUCCAAAAUAAAUACAAUCCCAGAUGCACUUUAUUUUUCAACCAGAAAAAAUAAAAUACAAAAAUUGGUGCAUAACAAACAGUUCAAUCUUUGUUUCACACAGUCUGAGAGUCCUUUAGGUGCUUUUUUGCGUGUCUUGCACUGAGGAGAAGCUUCUAUCUGGCCACUCUGCCGUAAAGGCCAGAUCGGUGGAGUGUUACAGGAAUGGUUGUGCUUCUGCGAGUAUCUCCCAUCUCCACACAUGAUCUCUGGAGCUCAACCAAAGUGACCAUCGGGUUCUUGGUCACCUCUCUUAUCAAGGCCCUUCUCCCCUGAUUGCUCAGUUUGGCCGGGCGGCCAGCUCUAUGAAGAGUCCUGGUUGUUCCAAACUUCUUCCAUUUAAGAAUUAUGGAGGCCACUGUGCUCUUGGGAACCUUCAAUGCAACCGAAAAAAAUUUGUAGCCUUCCCCAGAUCUGUGCCUCGACACAAUCCUGUCUCUGAGCUCUGUAGUCAGUCCCUUUGACCUCAUGGCUUGGUUUUUGCUCUGAUAUGCAUUUUCAGCUGCGAGACCUUAUAAAGACAGAUGUGUGCCUUUCCAAAUCAUGUCCAAUCAAUUUAAUUUGCCAUCGGUGGACCCUAAUCAAAGUGUAGAAACAUCUCAAAGAUGUUCCAGAGAAAUGGGAUGCACCUGAGCUAAAUUUUAAGUGUCAUAGCAAAGGGUCUGAAUACUUAUGUCAAUGCAAUAUUUCAGUUCUUUCUAUUUAAUACAUUUGUAAAGUUAACAAAAAUCUGUUUUUUGCUUUGUCAUUAUGGGGUAUGGAGUGUAGACUGAUGUGGAAACAAUAAAUAAAUGUAAAGCAUUUUAACAUAAGACUGCAACAUAACGAAAUGUGAAAAAAAAUGAAGGGGAAUGAAUACUUUCUGAAUGCAAUAGUCAAAUUUUUGUUUGCAUGAACUUGCUUCAAUUUAGAACACUUAUCUAAUAUCUAAUAAAAAAAAUGCAUUGAGGUGAGGAUAAAAAUAUGGAUAAAUUCUGUCAAUCAUGAAAGAUUCAGAUUUAGCAAAUCUCCAUGGGGAUUCAGUGAUUGUUUUUAUUUCACCUCUAGAGGCUGCUGUUAUACUGUAGGACCAAGCUGUUCUAACUGUAGUAUCCUCCAGUGCCGGCAACAGAGGAACAAGGAGGAAUAAAAUAAUAAUAAUAAUGACAACUAUCAACAUGGAUUUUUGCCAAUAACUGAUAGUUCCAAAAAGCAACUAUCGGCACCGAAUAAUCGGUAAAACCGAUAUAUCAGUCUACCUCUACUUUCUGCACAGGGGUAAUGACAUUCUUUUUUUUCCUCCCCAAUUUGGAAUGCCCAAUUCCCAGUGCGCUCUAAGUCCUCGUGGUGGUGUAGUGACAGAGGACGAAUCUCAGCUGCCUCCACGUCUGAGACGUCAAUCCGUGCAUCUUAUCACAUGACUUGCUGAGCGCGUAACCGCGGAGCCGUAUUGUGUGGAAGCCCACGCUAUUCUCCGCGGCAUCCACGCACAACUCACCACGUGCCCCACCGAGAGCGAGAACCACAUAAUAGCGACCACGAGGAGGUUACCCCAUGUGACCAAUUUGGUUGCUUAGGAGACCUGGCUGGAGUCACUCCGCACGCCCUGGAUUCGAACUCGCGACUCCAGGGGUGGUAGUCAGCUUCAAUACUCGCUGAGCUACCCAGGCCCCCUGGGUAAUGACAUUCUUACACAAAAAAUGCCUUUCCCAAAGUGUUGCAACAAAGUUACCUUGGAAAAGAGAAAAGCAAUACGGAAAAUUCCUGUAUAUUUCCUCACUAUGUGAUGGAAAAACAAAGGACGUGAGAGACGGGAAGAUGAUGGAACAUCUGAUAACCUCUGACCCCACCGUCCGUUCAAAUCACUCGGGCCUGCACUGGCCUGCUACUGACAUCAAUGAAACAAACUCAACUUCCCAGGACACUUACAUCAUAAGUCUCAUCCUCUCCUGCAUCUACACCAGCUUCCUCUUCCCGCUCGGCCUUGCAGGUAACAUCCUGAUCCUACUGGUGAAUUUUGACCCCCGUCAGCAGAUGAGCACCCCUGACCUGUACUUCACCAACUUGGCUUUGGCCGACUUAGUGCUGGUUCUGGAUUCGUUGAUAGAGGUCUUUAACCUAAGUGAGCAUUACUAUGACAAUGCAGUCCUGUGCUCCUGCAUGGCACUAUUCCUGCAGGUAAACAUGUACAGCAGCGUGUUUUCGCUCACCUGGAUGAGUUUGGAUCGUUGCCUCGCGCUGACUGGUCUCAGCAUGCGUGCACUACCCAAGAAUGUUUCCACAACACACCGUUCGCGCAUUGCGCGAAGAGCUUGCGCGACCAUUUGGGCAGCGGCUACUCUAUGCACCUUGAUUCCAUUCGCAAAUGCACACAUACAUCAUGGCUGGGGGCGUGGCUUCUGUUUUGCAGGAGUGGCAGAGGUGCAAUGGUUGGAGGUGACCCUGGGAUUUGCCCUGCCGUUUUGCAUAAUGGCCGUAUGCUACACCCUAAUCGCACGUGUUCUUCUCCGUUCUGAACGGCCACAACGAACCAAAGCUCUACGCAUGAUCGUCGCAGCUGUGACUGUGUUCUUCGUGUGCUGGUUGCCGGAAAACGUUUUUAUUAGUGUGCAUCUGUUGAGUGGUGACACAGAGGCCUCGCGGCGCCGUGGAAACCACACACUGUGGCAGCGAUACCCCCUGACGGGGCAUGUGGUGACCUUAGCAGCUUGUGCCAACAGCUGUCUGAACCCACUUGUAUACAGUCUGCUGGGAAGCACUUUCCGACGUAAACUGCAGGUAUUUGUUGCACACCACGUGCACUGCCUGCAUACAUGCACACAGACUGCAAACACAACGCCUCCUUGCCCCUGUGUCACAUGCAAAAACACACACCAUUCGUGCUCUCAUGAAAAUAAGGACUUGGAAGAGGAGCGUGACCUCAGGAGUGGAGAGGAGGGGGCUGAGGGCCGAGUGUGUGUCUGCGACAGAGUGGGAUAAACACUGUCACAUAUUACAUAGACAUUAUGAGAAGGACAAUCCAGUAAGGGUGUUCAAAAAGACCAGGAUCUGCACACUUGUAAAGUUGAGACAACAAUAUGACUGUAAUUAAAUGACAAAGUCAACAUGAAAUGGCAUUCACAGCCCAUUUCACCUCCAUAACAGCACUAAGUAAAAAUACAGAUUUUCAGAUGCAUCACGAUCUUCGUUUGAACGAUCUCGAUACUGAUUCUUAAAUCCCAAGAUUGAUCUUUUACUAUGUGUAAAACAAUGCACGUCAUCUCUUGUUAUAUGCACUAACUAGCUGAUGCCAGUAGUCUUAAAGAAACAGUACCAAUUUAGCACAUGUUCUACAUAUCAAUGUAAAUACUUAUAAAUAGUACAAAUUAUGCAAGUAAACAAUAAACAUUUAACAAAUGUAUAUGCAACAUAAAUCCAAUUUCAAGACAUUUAUUGAUGGAAUAGACUGAAUUUGAACAUUUUUCAAAACCUAAAAUGUGACCAAUAUGAUGAAAAACUGCAAAAUGAACAGUUACAGAAAUACCCAUACAGUGCAUCCGGAAAGUAUU